AUGGCUGAAAUCAACGAUAAUAAAAACUACUCCGGUUCUAUUAGCAGCAAUCGGAUCUGUUCACCACCAUCGGGAAAAUUGGCUCGUAUCUUAACACGAAUUCUACAAGUCGCUAUUGCUUAUGGCUUAUUAUGGUCUAUCUUGGGCAAGGAAGCGUUACCAGGUGGUAAUAUCUUCUCCUUAUUUGUGGUGAUAACCGCUUCAGCUUUAGGUGGAUUUAUUGUAGCCAAAUUGAAAGGUCCAGCAUUGCUUGGCAUGUUGGUGGUUGGCUUUACAUUGCGUAAUGCGCCCACAAUUAAUGUUGCUAAAAGUAUCGAUCCAAAAUGGUCGGGUACACUGCGAGCCAUGGCUUUAGCCGUAAUUCUAACACGAGCGGGAUUAGGUUUGGACUGGAAAGCUCUAAUCCAUCAAAAAUUUACUGUUUUACGUGUUGCAUUCCUUCCUUGCAUAUGCGAAACUGUAGUAGAUGCAAUUGUUGCUCGAUACGUGAUGGAUUUACCGUGGCUUUGGGGAAUUAUGCUAGGAUUUGUUAUGGCUGCAGUUUCACCUGCUGUAGUCAUUCCGACUUUAUUAUCACUACAAGAACGCGGUUAUGGUGUCAAUAAGGGGAUUCCCACAUUGGUUAUUGCCGCAGCAUCGAUCGAUGAUGUUUUUGCCAUCAGUGGCUUUGGAGUUUUCCUUGGUAUCGCUUUUUCUACAGGCGACAUCAUAUUUAACAUAUUUCGUGGUCCGGUGGAGAUAUUAGUAGGAAUUGCUUUCGGUGUAGUAGCCGGUAUAGUCUGUUGGUUCUUCCCUAACAAUGAUGAAGAUGGCGUAUCACGAAAUCGAUUUGUGUUAUUGCUGAGUCUUAAUAACUUAUUUAUAUUUGGUAGUCGUGCUGUAGAAUUUUCAGGUGCAGGUGCUCUGGCAGCUUUAGUUUGCUCUUUUGUAGCUGCUAUGCAAUGGAGAACUACUAAAGAAACAGUUGAACAUAGCAUUGACAUUCUAUGGCAAUUAUUUCAGCCAAUUCUCUUUGGUCUAAUUGGAGCUGAAGUUGAUAUUAAUUUUCUUACUGGUAGUAUUAUUGGAGGAAGUUUCGCUGUGUUAUCUGCUGGAUUAGCAAUUAGGGUCGUAGUUACCUACAUUGGUGUAUCACAUAACGAUCUUGCAUGGAAAGAGAAAUUGUUCGUAGCAAUUGCUUGGCUACCUAAAGCAACAGUUCAGGCAGCUAUUGGAUCUAUUGCCCUGGAUACUGCUAGAUUAAGGGGCAAUGAUCCUGAUGACCUUCGUCGUGGGAACGUUAUUUUAACCAUUGCAGUUUUAAGUAUCUUAAUCACAGCCCCUUUAGGAGCAGCUCUUAUUGUAUUAAUGGGUCCUAAAUUAUUGCAUCACACUCCAGUUGCAAUAGAUUCCAGCAGUAGCGAAACAAAUAGUCAUCGAUCUAAAAAUAUCUACUGGAAUUGGUCAGCGCUUCGGCCAGAACACUUGACUGUUUGA
Messenger RNA from Trichoplax adhaerens, 1476 nucleotides. RefSeq lists its product as uncharacterized. Gene Ontology annotation, biological process: proton transmembrane transport. The transcript has 7 exons. The record is from RefSeq and is a predicted model, not a curated record. Bases 1 to 1476 code for a protein of 491 amino acids. Gene Ontology annotation, molecular function: antiporter activity. Gene Ontology annotation, cellular component: membrane. Lineage: Eukaryota; Metazoa; Placozoa; Uniplacotomia; Trichoplacea; Trichoplacidae.